UGUGUGAGCUCCUGUCCUGUUUGUAGGUUACAGAAAGAUUUCAGUGGCCACACAUAAGAGGAUUUCAGGAUGGAAUUAACUCCAAUUUUUCAUUACUGUGAGAAUCAUAUUGAUGUGAAUCGUGUGAGAGUCCAGAGUGUGUGAGCAUCCUGGAGUGUGUUAGAAUGUUUAGUGUGUGUUCUGGAGUGUGUAAACGUGUGUAGUGUGUGUUCUGGAGUGUGUAGUGUGUGUAGUGUGUAUUUCCAUGGAGACGGAUGUGGAGAAGCUCAGAUUGGAACUGAACAGAUGAGUCACACCUUCUGACUGUUCUCACCACAUUUCUACGUCUCUCUACAUGAAACAACAUGAAGUUAGUUCUUUUGGAUGCAGGUGAUGGCCAAGAUGAGAAACCGGAUCCAUGCUGAUCUUCUCGAAUGUCUCUGGAAGACCGUGAUGUGACCUGAAGAUCCUGAAGAAAAGGACAAGGUGAAGUAUGAAGCUGAUUCUGCUGAGCCUGAGGUUACUGUGUCUGGCCUGUUUGUGGCCUGUUACACUGCUGAAUCAUCGCCAACCCAAUCGCAAGAAGAACAAGGAUGUUUACCUGGGAGAACAUGUCAAGCACAAACCCCCAGGACGAAUCGACUACAAGCUGAAAAAACAGGACAGCACCAAAUCUCUCCUGAUCAAAACCGAGCAGCUGCUGAGGAUCGAGGAACACGACUUUGCAAUGCGACCAGGAUUUGGAGGCUCUGCGAUCCCUGUGGGUAUCGACGUACAGGUGGAGAGUUUAGACAGCAUCUCAGAGGUCAACAUGGACUUCACCAUGACGCUGUACCUGAGGCACUACUGGAAAGAUGAGCGUCUGGCUUUUCCCGCAGGAAACAACCUGAGCCGCACCUUUGACGCUAGGUUGGCAAAGAAAAUCUGGGUUCCUGACGUGUUCUUUGUCCACUCCAAGCGUUCGUUCAUUCAUGACACCACCAUGGAGAACAUCAUGCUGAGGGUUUACCCAGAUGGCAAUGUUCUCUACAGCGUCAGGAUCACAGUGACGGCUCAGUGCUCCAUGGACUUCAGCAGCUUUCCUCUGGACACUCAGAACUGUUCUCUGGAGCUGGAGAGCUAUGCUUAUAAUGAAAACGACCUCAUGCUGUACUGGAAGAACGGAAACGACUCUCUCAGGACCGAUGAGAUCGUUCUCUCACAGUUCUUUAUAGAAGAGUUUAAGCCUUCCAGCGGUUUGGCUUUUUACAGCAGUACUGGUUGGUACAACAGACUCUACAUCAACUUUAUCCUCAGGAGACACAUUUUCUUCUUUAUGCUGCAGACCUACUUUCCCACAAUGUUAAUGGUCGUGCUCUCUUGGGUGUCGUUUUGGAUCGACAGACGGGCCGUGCCUGCUCGCGUCUCACUUGGAAUCACCACGGUCCUGACCAUGUCGACCAUCAUCACGGGCGUGUCUGCCUCCAUGCCCCAGGUGUCCUAUGUAAAAGCGGUGGAUAUCUACCUGUGGGUCAGCUUCCUGUUUGUCUUCCUGUCAGUCAUAGAGUACGCUGCUGUCAAUUACUUCACCACUGUGGAGGAGAUGAAGAAGAUGAAGAAGGGAAAGCUCUCCAGAUUCGACGCUUCCCAGGCAAUGGCCUUUGAUGGCUGCUUCCAUGACACUGACAUCGAUCUCAGCGCCUUCCCUCAGCUGACGAAUCUCGGCGUGGAACCUCCCGUGUCCUCCCAGAACUCCAGCGUGCCUGAAGCUCCACCUACGCUUGGCACACGUCUGCACAAAACACCACGUCUGAGACACCACCUCCACCUUCUCAUGAGCAACAGCUACAUGAUCGACUCGUACUCGAGGAUCCUGUUUCCUCUUGCUUACCUUACGUUCAACAUCAUCUACUGGAGCAUCUACACCUAAAUCUCAAUGAGAACCUGAAGGCAGGAGGAAAAAUCUGAUCAGGACGGUUUUCACACUCGCAAUGGGAAUCGUGAUGAUGACUUUCGUUUUAAAUAAACAAGUUACAAAAAAUACAAGUUUGUGGAAGGAGUCCAGUGUCACUAUCAGUUUCUCUUCAUUAAUAUUAAUUGUUUAUGUGAAUUUAGUUCUAUGAUUUUUGUUUAUCAAAGCAAAAAAUUAAAUACAAUUAUUAGUGACAAUGGUCUAAAUAUAUAAAAGAAAUGUUAUUUGCAAAUUUAUAUUAUUGGGGAAUGUACACUGAUUUAUUCAAAACAUCAUCAACAGCAUGCAGAAGUUAAAAGCAGAUAUUUAAAUAAAAAAAAAGACAUCUGACAAAUUGUCUGAAUUAAGAACCUGAACUUUUUGUGCUGUAUUGUCAAUAAUCCACCAGAGGGCGCAUUUGAUAAACGGCUUAGAUUUUUAACAAUAAAUGUUUAAAAAUAGCUCAGA
Messenger RNA from Silurus meridionalis, 2377 nucleotides. RefSeq names its product gamma-aminobutyric acid receptor subunit rho-3. Gene Ontology annotation, molecular function: extracellular ligand-gated monoatomic ion channel activity; neurotransmitter receptor activity; GABA-A receptor activity. Bases 473 to 1888 code for a protein of 471 amino acids. The record is from RefSeq and is a predicted model, not a curated record. Gene Ontology annotation, cellular component: neuron projection; GABA-A receptor complex; membrane. Lineage: Eukaryota; Metazoa; Chordata; Actinopteri; Siluriformes; Siluridae. The transcript is spliced from 9 exons. Gene Ontology annotation, biological process: regulation of membrane potential; signal transduction; chemical synaptic transmission.